CUCUGUUCAAAUUUUGCUCUCUUAACUUCUAUAAAUCUUACGAUCCUACAGAGCGAAUUUGAACAGAGAUGAUGGAUGGCAAGACUAUUGCGACAAGCCUUGUUAUCGGAAUUUUGGGUUUGAUAUCAACGGCGAUUGAUUUUGCUUUCGAGUUCUUGCCUCUCCAUACUCAGGCUCGUCUGUUCUACUUCGCCUGUGUGGAUGAAUCAUGUAUGAAAUACGAGUGCAAAUACUUUCGAAGUCCAGGGUUUUAUAUGGUGGUUGCUGCAAUAGUUUGUGUCACAUUGGCACUAAUUAUUUUUAGCAUAUCAGCUCAGUGUGGGUGUUGCCGUGUACCUUAUUCAUCCUCCUCUACCAAAUCAUCAACAAUCGUUUCCUUUGUCAUAUGUUGGCUGGAAUGUUUAACAGCAAUUAUCUUAUUCCUAAUUGCUGGAGCAAAGCAAUAUGGCAUACGAAUAUCCAAGAUCGGAGGGAAUGAUACUUCACAAUGGAUGAGAGGGACCGGGAGUUGCUUCAAGGUUAAACGACUAUUUGGUGUAGCAGCUGGAUUAACCUGUAUUAGUAUCGGCGUUGGAAUCAGAAUUUACAUAAUUGUAGUUUCUGAAACGUAUAAAAUCAGAAAUCAAACUACAAAUGAUAUUACUGAACGUACCACUCUAUCCAACAACAGUCUCUCCCGUCAAGUUGAAGCUUAAUGCUAAACCCUACACGUACUCUGGUUGGAAAAUUGAUUUUGACGCACUUUAAUUUAUAUAUGUGACUAGAGCACAAGAAACUGCAUUUUCGUGUCAUGUGCCAAAAUCAAUUUUUGGUGUGCUAAAAUUACUUUCCCUUUGUAUGCAUUACAAUCUUCUUGUUUAUUUUCAAUCGAGUCUUUGCCCUUCCCAGAUUUAUUGUUUGAUAUGAUGUAAAGGUAAAUUUGUUAUAAACUUCCCUUAUAAAACAAUGGGAUUUUUGCGAGAAAAUGACUUAUAAAAUCGGGUUUUG
Molecule: messenger RNA, 987 nt
Organism: Spinacia oleracea (spinach)
Lineage: Eukaryota; Viridiplantae; Streptophyta; Magnoliopsida; Caryophyllales; Amaranthaceae
Exons: 4
Coding region: 69-695 (208 amino acids)
Source: RefSeq, a predicted model, not a curated record